CACUUUCGAGAUACGCAGUUUAAGAAAAAAAUGUACAAAUAAUUUGAACAAGACGCAUGUGAAUGCAACAGCAGAGUGUGCUAUUAAUCGAUAGGCGCCGAGGAUCGAUAAGUUCACAAUCUCUCAUCUCUAUGGCGGUGAUAUUGCACCUCAGCGGACGCCAAGUGGCCAUCUCUUGCUGCUGAUCCCAUUGGACCAAUUGGAAGAUAGCGUCGCCGAAGCGGGAGUCAAAUCGGAGACGCUUCAAAUCGGCAUCCGAUCAGAUAAUUUUAAAUCGUCGCGAGUUUUCUAUUUGCUUUAAUUCGCGGUGUUUUCGAAGUGAUUAUUGUUUUAUUUAUUAAGAAGCUAAGGCGCAGACGCAGCCGCUUCAGACAUUGCUUCGGGCUUCGUUGUUUUGUUUCGGUCAAUUGUGCAAGUUCUCGCGAGUGUGUGUGUGUUUUUGUUGUUUUGUCCCAUAUUUGUCAACUCAAUUGAGUUGAAAGUAAAAAUCUGAAGUAAUAGCUCACGAACCGUAGAAAUAAUCAAUAGAAACAGAAACUACCAACGCGACGCUGGCGUCUCAAAAGGUUUCAAUUGCGACUCCCUAACAGCCGACAUGUUGGAACUGCAACAUGUUGCUUCUCUUUGAAAAGUCCCGUUAGGAAGUUCCCAAUGUUCUCAGCGGCCAAUGGGAAGAUAAAGUUGCCCUCCGAGGACGCUGUCCUGGUGACGUCCCCCCUCCGCUGCCUCUUCACCGGCCCCUUCAGGGACCUGCCCUUCAAUGUGGGGGACCACCGACUGAUUCCCGUCCAUGACGUCGUCUUCCUCGACGACUUUGAGCGCAAUGUGAAGCCUCUGAUCUACCGCCCUGUGACGUCAGAGGUGGCCGUCGUCGCCGCCUACACCGGCCAGCCAGGGGAGGAUCAGGUGGAGCAGCAGCAGAGCAACUUCUGUUCGUCCAGCAGGUGAGUCAAAAGAGAGCGGUCUUGGCCUUGAACUUGUUUCCACUCCGUUCUCUUGGGAGCCCUCUCUUCGGCGCUCUCUGCUGCUGCCAAAGAGAGGGAAAGAGCAGAGGGGGCUCUGAUCCCGUUUCGACAAGUGUGACCCCACAGAAAUCAGGUUAAACGAACUUUAAUUAAUUUGCACUCGAUGCGGUGCAGUUGCCUUAAUUUUAAAUGCUCCAUAACUAUAUUGUAUGAGUAUUUACACUCUCUGGAAAUAGUUACACGCUUCGGGGCUUUUAUCAGCUUGCGAUCUUCAAUAAUUUGUCUUGUUUAACGCUCGUUUCCCAACGUGUUUGCCUCUUGGGCUUUCCGAUAAGAGAAGAGUGCUCCCGUUUGAUAAGAAGGUAGGCGCCUAGGAGGUGGGGGAAACAUCAUCGUUAUCACUGCUGGAAGUGGCCGGAAGAUCUUUAUCUACUUCGAUAUGCUUAGCGGGAGGGUGGGCCUACACUGCGGAUGAUUAAUGCAGAUACCCUUCAUGUCUGGGGGCACUUGGGAGCCUCUAGUCCUGACCGCCCUGCCGGCCUGCGUGCCUGCUUCUAUUUCGUGGCUUAUUCCGCUUCGACUUCAUUCCGGCUAAUUGUUUCGCAUUCUACUGAGG
Messenger RNA from Drosophila ananassae, 1581 nucleotides. RefSeq lists its product as uncharacterized. Lineage: Eukaryota; Metazoa; Arthropoda; Insecta; Diptera; Drosophilidae. The record is from RefSeq and is a predicted model, not a curated record. The coding region runs from base 652 to 948 and encodes 98 amino acids. The transcript has 2 exons.